CCUUACCCAUGUUAUCGCCCGUGUAAAUGAAUGUCACCGUAGUAGUCUCAGGAAUGGCAGUCUACUGUUGCUUGUAUGGCUAUACCUGCACGGCUUUUCUUAGUUGAACACGCGCUCAAGAAAAAUUGUUACGCUUUAUAAACGAAAGGAACUGAUCUUUGGUGUUAUAGCUGCACAAGUUCCUGGCUGCUACGAAGGAUGGGUGGCGGCCAAUCAAAAGACAGGCAGCAUGAGAAGUCUCUGGACUCUGCAGAAGAUCCAAGGUCUGCUGGCUCAAAAAAAUUGAAGGAAAGAGUUAUGGAGGGACUUGACGUGGCCUCCAAUUUCCUGGAAGCCGCCAAACCCAUGAUUCCAUUCCCUGGCGACGUGGUUGCUGGCUCGCUGGUUGCCUUCAUGCGCCUCGUAUCCCAGGCUGUGACCGACCAAGAUAACCUGGCCAGGCUGCAGGAGCGGGCGGUGGACCUGUACGACCUCAUCAUGGAAAAGCAUCCCCCACAUGUGUUGCCUGGCGCUGCAACGACGCAACAACCGCAGCAAGGACCAGUGCCAAACGCGUACAAGAAGCUAAUGAGUCAUUUCCACGCCUUGCUUGAAGAGCUCAUCGAGUACGCCCGCGAGUUUUCCUCCCAGGGCUGGCUCCACCGCUUCCUCUCCGGAAACUAUCACCGACGGCGGUAUGAGCGAUAUGCAGAGCAGCUGCGCAACCUGACAAUUUCGGCGCAGUUCGCGGUGACACUGGAAGAGGCCAAAAACAAUGCGGAGAUGCGGGCUAAAAUGGACGAGAUGAUGUCACUGAUGAAGUCACAGAUGGCGUACGUGGACCACAGCGCUAAGGCUCUUGCUGCCAUGGAGGAGUUGGGCGGCCUGGAUGCCGUGAUGGCAAACGAGGACAAGAUUCAGGCGGUGGCGGAUAAAAUGGACAUGGGUCAGAAGCUGACCUAUAUGUUUAUAAAGCAUGCGAUUGCAGACAUGCAAGCAAGUAUGGUCAAGGACGGCGACAAGGGCUUUCACCGCAUAAUCCGUCACAUGCAGCUGCGCAUUUUCUGGCACACCUUUUUCAAUGGGCAGUGGCAUGUUCCCUGGCGCCUGUGGUGGUCGGAGUUCCCGAGUGGCCUGGAGGAGGUUCACCUGGAUCCAGGCUACGUCUUAGAGUUGUGCAAUAUGUUAGAAAGUGAUGAGGCGAAGCAGGCGUUCCAGCAACAAGUCGAGCGUUUUGACACUGACAUCGUCAGCGUGGACGAGCUCAAGCUGGCCUUCCCACCGGGCGUCGACCUGCUGCAGCGCGUGCGCCAGCUCAUAGCCGUCACAGUGGCAGGCAGCAGUGGCCACAGCAGGGACCGGUACUCAGAGGUACCAGUGAGCGGCAGCAGCACACCCGUGUUUGCCUGCGCUGUCAUUGAGCCGCCGCUCACACCAGCCGGCAGCAGUGAGGCGACCCCAAGCCACACCCGUCGCCAGUACGACGCUGUGGCCAAGUGCCGCCUGCCUGAGCUUGACCCGCUCUACAAGGGCCGUGACGCCGAUGCAGAGCUGAUGGUGCGGCUGUUGAAGGAGCAAGCCGCAGCCCAACGCGGCGUGUGCCUGCUGGGCGGUGCUGGCCUGGGCAAGUCCAGUCUGGCGGUGGAUGUGGGGUGGAGGCUGGCCAAGGAGGGGGCGUGCCCAGGUGGCGCGUACUUUUGUGACCUACGUGAGGUGUCGUCCGUGGAAGACGCCCUGAUGCGCAUCAUGCAGGCGGUGGGCAGCGCCACACCGCCAACGGGCGACGACGCCCUCCUCAAUUUGCUUGCGUGGCUGCGCUCCACCUCGGCUAGUUGUGGCGGUGACGUGUUGCUGGUGGUGGACAACGCCGAGGACGUGCUGCAGGCUGAUGGCGGGAGAGGCGAGGGUUUCAGGGACGUCAUGGCCCAGGUGUGCAAGGCUGCAAUGGUGCUGGUCACAUCGCGGGCGCCCAUGGCUGGACCAUCACCAUCUGGUGGUAGCAGCAACAGCAGCUUUAUCGACCACCCGCUACGUGGCGUCGAACGUGGCCCAAGUCGGGAGCUGGUCGCCUCAUUGUGGGGCGGUGCCUCCCCACUGGCAGCGGCUGAUGUGGACGUCCUGCUGUACAUGUGCCGCGGGGUGCCGCUGCUGCUGCGCACGUGUGCGGAUGCUCUGGCACAUGGCAGAGUCACACUGGCGGCGUUGAAGGCUGCACUCACCAACACAAGCAAUGAUGGCGCCACCGCUCUGCACCUAGCCUUGGCUUCUCUGCCGCUGUCCCAACAACUGCGCCUAGUCCAACUCACCGUCUUCCCGUCCCAGUUUGACGAGGAGUCCGCUGCCGUGGUGGUGAACGGUGACAGCAGAGACGUGUCACGCGUUCGCGCGCAGCUUGCGGUGCUGUACAGCCAUGGCCUGGUGGUGCGCAAUGUUGCUGAUGGCACAUACAGCCUGCACAUGGCUGUGCGCACCACUGCAGCGGGGCUGGGCACCGGGUUGGCCUCAGCAGCAGCAUCGGUAUCAGGAGCCGCGGCCAGCAGCAACGGCGCCACCAGCAGCGGUCAGCAGCGACACCAACAGUACCAGCAAUUCACCAGGGCGUUGACCACUGCUCGUGAGCGGUUUAUAGGGCAUGUCAUGGCUGCCUUCACAGAGUGGGGCCGGUUGUACAUGACACCUGACGCUCUGCUGGCGCUGCGCCUAGCACGGCAGCGUGUGCCAGACUUCUUGACAGCGGUCCAGAUAGCAGCAGCAGAAGCAGCGACUGCACCCAAGCUGUUGGAGCUGGUCUUGCAAUCUGCGACUCGGGAAUUGCAAUCUUUGCUGCUAGCUGUGGGUGGCGUCCUGACGCCCACAUUCUACGACACCUGGCACAGAUUGGAGGCAGCAGCCAACGCACUGCGUGAUGGUCCCCUAGCACCCUGCCUCGCCAACUUUGAAUCUAUGUUGGGUGGAGAGGCCGCACACCGGCGGGCACUGGAUCUGCGCACCAAGGUGCUGGGCGUGGAGCACCCUGACACCAUCAGCUCCUUGAGCUACCUGGCCAGCUGCAUCCAGAACCAAAGCGAGGCAGAGCCCAUGUACCAGCGGGUGCAGGAGCUGAGCACGAAGGUGCUGGGCGAGGAUCACCCUUUCACCAUCCGCUCCAUCAACAGCCUGGCCAACUGCAUCAUCAAUCGCGGCAAGUACAGCGCAGCAGAGCCCCUGUACCGGCAGGCGCUGAACCUGAGUACCAAGGUGUUGGGCUUGAAGCACCCUGACACGAUUAGCUUCACCCACAACCUGGCCAACUGCCUCCUCAAUCAAAGAAAGUACGGCGAGGCAGAGCCCAUGUACAAGCAGGCGCUGGAGCUGCACACCAAGGUGCUGGGUGCAGAGCACCCGCACACCAUCCGCUCCCUCAACAGCCUGGCUAUCUGCAUCGACAGCCAAGGCAAUUACGACGAGGCAGAGCCCCUCUACCGGCGGGCGCUGGAUCUGAGCACCAAGGUGUUGGGCAUGAAGCACCCUGAUACAAUCACCUCCAUUAACAACCUGGCCAGCUGCAUCAACAACCAGCAUAAGUUCAGUGAGGCUGAGCCCAUGUACCGGCGGGCGCUGAAGCUGAGCAACAAGGUGCUGGGCACGAGGCACCCCUACUCCAUCACCUGCAUCUACAAUCUGGCUAGGUGCAUCCACAUUCAAGGCAAGUACGGCGAGGCAGUGCCCAUGUACCGACUGGCGCUGGAGCUGCGAACCAAGGUGCUGGGCGCAGAGCACCCUAACACAAAACAAACUGCCCGUAAUUUGGAGCUGUGUGUGCAUGCUAUCUAGGAAGUGAGCGAGUGAGAGCGAUGGAUCCUCGGUAGUUAGGGGUUGGAUGGUUUGCAGUAAGGUUGUACGACUUUCUAGCUCCUAUACCUCCGUGAGGCUAUGGGUGCGGUUACGGGGGUUGCGGAGGGGCCUCACAGUGAUGCGUUUUCACGGUCCCAGCUGUGGCUUGUCUUGCCCCCACGUGGGAUUAAGCCCGUUGUUUGGGAUGUUGUAGCUUUGAUUGGCUGCUCUGGCGGCACUGGAGAGAGGCCGCCAAUACUUGUAUCGUGAUUGGGAUUCGUGUACACCUGUUCCCACUGGUCGUCUGCGACACAUCGGCGCCGAGGUGGUUGUUGAUUUCUGGGCCAGCAGGGUAUCCUCGUUUGCCAGUUUAGGUGUCAUUCCCCGGGGCUGGGCCUCAAUUCCGUCGAACCACCCGUUCCUUGCCCGUCAGGGUAGCCGUGUUGUGUUUUGUAGGCCGCCUGGUUCCGGUUCUCCCCCUAGUUCUCCAUGAUUGUGACCCUGGUUGGACUACUUAAAGCCUAGGGGCCUAGUGUGGCCUUUUCUCGGUCUGCAGCCAUGUACGUUUGGUGUUGGUGGCUUAUGGUCGGUCACUUAGUCUUCGGCUCCCUUUUCUGUGUGGGAUAAUCCCCGUUCAAACAUGUUUCCUUAGUUCAUUCAUGGGCCCUGUGGCUCUUAGUAGUUGGUCUUUCGGCUGUACGUGCUUGGUAUAGGUGGUUUGCGGCCUUUCUGUCGGGCCUGGUGUGCCCCCUGCUUGGGUAGGGCGGUCAACGCUCUGUUGGAAUGUAUGUCUAACGAUUGGCCAGUACGGUCUCCUCACUGGUUGGUCCUCCAGCGUAAUCCCCGCUUCCUAUACCUCGCGUUGAUGGCGUUUUGUCGUUAGUUGUCGCACGUACUGUGCACGCACCUAAGGUCCCAGUCAUUUUGGUGGGUGAAUAUUGAAUGACGUGCUUGUGUGUUACCAAGGUCCGAAGGUCUGGAUUACUUUGCUUGCUUGUCACUUGGUUUAUUUACGCUACUUGUGUUGAGGGCCCCUUUCCGCUAAUGUGAUAUGGUUAUGAAAUGUGCUCGCAGGUAGGGUCCAGGGUCUUGGGGCCAGACUGCGCAUGGAGGGCACGUGUUAUUUAUUACCUCAGCGAUCAUGUCCUGGAGGGAAAGGUGUCUGCCGCCGUACAUUACGCAUGGCUCAUGAAGUCAGUGGGUCUGGAAAGGGUCCAUGCAAAGUGCUAUAGCAUGCGCUAACUGAGAUACAGGGUCAGCCUGCCGUCAGCGUCCUCGCCUUUACCUUUUCAUGGAUUGGGGCUUAUCCUGCCAAGUUCUGGACGAGUGCCUUCUCUCAUUGUGUUUCAUAGAGGAAAACGUCGAUGCCUGUUUAUGUCUCCGUUAGCUAUCAGGGUAGUGCCGUUGGCGGGUCGGCCCUGCCAGCGUUAGUCCUUGCUCGACGUAUUCAUAGGCAUCGAGCAUAACAGUGGUGCCCAGGUGCUCAUGCUGGAUGCAUGUUGGGAUAAACACGGUGCGUGUGGAGAACCACCUGUUUGUCACCCUGCAGCAUUGGAUUAGUAAGCAUUUAACCAGCAGGGCUAAUCCUAGCUGUCAUAGGUUUUGCUAGGGCAGUGGUUCCGUGGAUCCGACUCCUGCGCUGUAUUUGAAGCCUUUGGCAGUCACGGGCGGAUGCUCGAGCCCCUUCAGUUCAUUCGUGCAGACAUGACAUUGCUCGUGAAAGUUCAUGGCCGGCCCGGCCUUCUCUGUAGGUCCGGUGAUCAAGAAGGGGUGCCCAUCGCGUGCCACACGUUUUAGUAGUAUUGUUAGUAAUCACAUUGAUGCGUACGAUAGGUAUCUCUGCGAUGGUGGUAGAGGUGAAUGGGAGCAUGAGAAGGAUGGAAGCCCCACCUUGGACGGUGAGAGCCACACCAACUUGCUACAUACCGUAAUGGUAGACGUUGCGACUUUGUUUGCUAUGUAUCCACGAGCUCUGGGUCCAGAUGCUGAUUGGCAUGAGCUGUAGGGAUGGCAGCUAAUGCUUGUAGUGUGAAAUCCUGGAUGGGCGGCAUGGGCAGCAUGUUUGCCGCUUGCACCAAAGAAGGGCAACAGCCUUAGUCACCUGGUCUCCUGUCGGCAAUUGGUGUAUGUAGCACGUUAACUGCUUGACCGCGAUGGUCACUGGCUUUCAAUUUGAUUUGACGUAGGCAUCCCUAUGUAGGCCUGCGAUUGCAUUGUGACGCCGCCGGUUUGGCCCGGUACUACACUCAGCUAAAUUUACCUGUUCUUUAGUUACUAAGGUAGCAUAGUGCAGGGAGCGCCGUGACUCCUGCUGGGUAGCCCUCGAGUUAGAGGUGGCCCUCUUCGAGCAUGAGGCGCCGAGAGGUGCCAAGGCGUGCUGCUAUGUACGCCCAAUGGACGGAUAGCCCUAGCUUUGAAGGGGGAAACCCCACGGCCUGCUCUGGCUGGCUUUUGCCAGUGCCGUUCUAGCUUUCCCCGCAGAGGGCAUGGACGUUUAAUGUGUUCCAGGCCUGGGUGUUUGGGUAUUGAAGUGAAUUACUAUGGAGUGCGCCCCACGUCUGAACGGGUUAUUUGCAGGUGUUGCAAUAAUAGUAUUUCUGGAAAUGUUGCUGAAGUGGAUGGGUUUUGUGUUUCUGUGGAAGGAAUGCCAGUGCUGAAAUGAGCUGCACAGCGAGUACACGAGAAGUCUGUUGUUCAACUUCGGUAGUAGGUCCAUGAGGGACGACAUUAGGACAUAGCCGUGAGGCUCUGCUGGCUAUCUAACUACAUGAGCCGUGUAUGGGAAACCCGCUAGUGUAUCAGGAACCACUGUACGUUGUCGCAGAGCUGCAACCAAACGAUGGCCCAGGAGGGGUCCUCACCACAAGACCAACUACUUUGUCGAUAGUAUCAUUGGCCCCCCUGGCUCGUACGGACGUACGGGUGUAGCCGUUGUAGCCGUAAUAGCCAUUGUAGCUGUACAGUAAUGCGAUGGCUGCUUUAUUUAACUGCUGGAAUAGCCCACGUGCUACUGCCCAUAUGUAGCCCCACGGUCUAUCUACUGGUAGGGCAGCUAUGCCGGCAACCAUGAAUGACAAAAUGCACAUCCUACCUAGGCACUGUACUGCACUGCUGCAGCUGUCAAGGCUGUUGCCGCCGCUGAUCUAGUAGUUCGACCGAGGCUCCUCGCCACCUGUAUGUAAGAG
Molecule: messenger RNA, 6977 nt
Organism: Astrephomene gubernaculifera
Lineage: Eukaryota; Viridiplantae; Chlorophyta; Chlorophyceae; Chlamydomonadales; Astrephomenaceae
Source: the annotation of a GenBank genome assembly